This is a messenger RNA of Spinacia oleracea (spinach), 2008 nucleotides long. RefSeq names its product microtubule-associated protein 70-5. Gene Ontology annotation, biological process: cytoskeleton organization. The record is from RefSeq and is a predicted model, not a curated record. NCBI's taxonomy places the organism in Eukaryota, Viridiplantae, Streptophyta, Magnoliopsida, Caryophyllales, Amaranthaceae. Gene Ontology annotation, molecular function: microtubule binding. The transcript has 10 exons. The coding region runs from base 88 to 1686 and encodes 532 amino acids.
ACUACCCUUCUUACCCAACUAUAUUAAUCCCCUUUUCCCACCUUACACCUUUCGUACUUCCUCUCUAUUGCAUUACGUUACAAAACAAUGGUAGCAAUGGAUGACCCUUUUGUGUUGGAACUUAAUCACUUGCAAAAUCAGCUUAAAGAGAAAGAUAAUGAGCUAGGUGCUGCACAGAAUGAGAUCAAGGCCUUACGAGCAACUCAAGUACUGAAGGAAAAGGCUUUAGACGAGCUCAAAAUGAAUUACGACAAGUUAGAUGAGAAACUUACAGUCACUGAAAACUUCCUGCAACAAAAGAAUCUAGAGAUGAAGAAACUAGCUGAUGAGAAGAAGGAUGCUUUGGCUGCACAGUUUGCAGCUGAAGCAGCCCUUAGAAGGCUGCACACAAACCAAAAGGAGGAUGAUUUUCUACCAAUUGAUUCGAUCAUAGCUCCUCUUGAAGCUGAAAUCAAAAUGUACAAGAAUGAGAUAGCGACUUUACUAGAGGAUAAGAAAGCUAUGGAGCGUCUUACAAAGUCAAAAGAAGCAGCUCUCCUCGAGACAGAGAAAAUCUUGGGAAGUGCCCUUGAAAGGGCUUUGCUGGUUGAGGAUAUACAAAACCAAAACCUUGAAUUAAGGAGACAGAUCGAAAUCUGCCUAGAAGAGAACAGAAUACUCGAAAAGACCAACCGUCAGAAAGUUAUAGAGGUUGAAAAGCUUAGCCAGACCAUUCAGGAACUUGAGGAGGCCGUUUUGGCUGGUGGGGCUACUGCUAAUGUUGUUAGAGAAUAUAAACGCAAAAUCUCUGAGCUCAAUGAGGAGAAGAGAAUUCUUGAGAGGGAGCUUGCACGAGCUAAAGUGUCAGCAAACAGAGUGGCAACUGUUGUUGCUAAUGAAUGGAAAGACGGGCAUGAUAAGGUAAUGCCAGUGAAGCAAUGGCUGGAAGAACGUAGGGUUUUGCAGGCAGAGAUGCAGCGUUUAAAAGACAAACUAGCCGUGACUGAAAGAACUGCAAAGGCAGAAGCACAGCUCAAGGAAAAAUUCAAGCUGAGGCUGAAGAUUCUGGAAGAAGGCCUGAAGCGUGCUUCAAGCAAUGAGAGCGCACCAAAAACCCCAAAUUCUCAUCGAAUUCUAGGAUUUGUAUCAAACAAUGCUGGACCAAGGAAGAGAUCUUCAUCCCAACCAAGAGGUUCAGUGAUCAAUAGUAGAAGCUCUCCUAUUCACCAGCCAUGGCUGGAGAAAGUGAAUAGUUUGGAGAACCAUAUUUCAAGAGAGGACGUAGCCAAGAGAAGCUUAUGGGGAUCUAAAACCAUCACUGGGAAGGAAAACUCAGAAUUGGUAGGAAAUACUGACAUGAAUGUUGAAAUUUCAAAGGAUAGUAAUUCUGCAGUUCAAGGGGAAAUGGAAAGCAAAGAAAUAGGGAGUGAAGAUGCAGUUUCAGGAUUUUUGUAUGAUAGGCUUCAGAAAGAAGUAAUCAAUUUAAGGAAGACUUGUCAAGCAAAAGAUGAUGGAUUACUUUCCAAAGAUGACGAGAUCAAGAUUCUCAUGAAGAAAGUUGACACCCUGACAAAAGCCAUAGAAGCAGAAGCAAGAAAAGCAAAGAAAGAAUCGUCAGCCGGGCAAAAGGCAAUUUUAUCAGUUGCAAAGGAUGAUACCAAGAAAACUUGGAGCAGAACAUUCCUUAAACGGGUCACAAAAUCUUAAUCAGGGAUUUAAUCAGUUUAGAAACUCUUUCAUUGAACUCAAGAAGUCAAGAGAUGGGGGGGUUUUCCUGCGUUUUUUUCACUCAGAGUGUACAUGUUUGUGAAGAAUGUCAUUGAGUUGCAUCUCACAUGAUACUUGUGUAAAAUAGAAAGAAUUCUUGUUCGGAAAAGCUGAGAAACAACUCAAACAAUAUGAUUUUGUGAAUUUUGAUUUAUGAACUUUAGAUAUCAAAAAUACGUCCUACCAUUUUUAAUUUCCCAGAAUCCGUGAAAUAAUGUAUUGGGAAAGAAACAGGGAAAUGCAAAAGAUAAACUUGGUGCAA